AAUGGAUCAAACCAAAACUUUGAGAUGAAAGGCAUGCCUAUCCUUGUAAUCUUCAAAACGGGUAUGGUAUUGGCAUAAUCACAGUGUAAUCCAGAGUGUGGUCAAAGAUGAAAUCCUCAUGUGGGGCCAAGGAGCGGUGGGCUGUUUGUUCGUAGGAAUGGAAUAGAUAGGAUGGAGCAGACUCUAUAGUCUUCAGCAGGAGUUGCAGGUGCUUGAGCGCUGCCACGUUGCAGCUCUCUUUCGUCACUCCAGACUAGCAAGCACCUUCAACAGCCAGACGUCUCUUUUCUGUGAGUCCCGCAUUCCUUCCUUCCCUCAUAUAUCCAUCUGCCCAUCGCCCCACCGUUUUUUCGUGCCUAGGGUUUCUCGCCUCUCUGCAAAAUCUCAAAGACUAAUAGUUCAGUGAUGGCAUUCGCUUGAGGUUCUCUAGUUGAUUUAGAUGGUAUGCAUUAGUCCCUUGGGGUCAGUGAUUGUUGGAGCUCGACAUUUUGGGAAUCUUCAAUCUCCUCAUGCUGUAAGCUGUGCAUUGGGAAGGAGGAUUAACCAUUCUGUUCGAAUUUUGAUUUCAACUAGAAACAUAAGUCAUAGUAUUUGGGGUUGCAUAUUUAGAACUAGAAGAAAGAUGAUGGUGGAUACUGGUUCAACAGCCAAACAAGGGCCAGUUGUGGAUGUUAAUUCUGAGAAGGAUGAUGAUUCUAGUUAUGCUAGUGGAGGAUGGAAGAGUGAAGAUGGAAGGUUGAGUUGUGGUUAUUCUAGCUUCAGAGGAAGGAGAGCAAGCAUGGAGGACUUCUAUGAUAUUAAGAGUUCCAAUAUUGAUGGACAGACUAUUUGUUUAUUUGGGAUAUUUGACGGCCACGGGGGCUCAAGAGCAGCGGAGUAUUUAAAGAAAAAUCUCUUUGAGAAUCUGUUGAAGCAUCCCGAGUUUGUAACGAACACCAAAUCUGCUAUAAGCGAAACAUAUCAACAAACAGAUAAGGAAUUUUUGGAAUCUGAAAAAGAUACUCUCCGUGAUGAUGGUUCUACUGCAUCAACAGCAGUUCUGGUUGGAAAUCAUCUAUAUGUUGCCAAUGUUGGAGAUUCAAGGACCAUCAUCUCAGUAAAAGGAAAAGCAAUUGCUCUGUCUGAUGAUCAUAAACCAAACAGAAGUGAUGAGAGAAAGAGAAUAGAAAAUGCAGGUGGUAUUAUUAUGUGGGCAGGAACUUGGAGGGUUGGAGGAGUGUUAGCAAUGUCCCGUGCCUUCGGUAACCGCAUGUUGAAGCAGUUUGUUGUGGCCGAGCCUGAGAUUCAGGACCAAGCAAUCGAUGAAGGACUAGAGUUGCUUGUGCUGGCCAGCGAUGGGCUAUGGGACGUGGUGCCGAAUGAGGACGCCAUUUCACUGGCAGAGUCGGCAGAGUCGCCUGAAGCGGCUGCUAGGAAGCUGACGGAGACCGCUUUUGCCCGGGGCAGUGCUGACAACAUCACCUGCAUUGUGGUGAAGUUUUCUCAUCCCAUCAAUGCAGAGGAACCGGUUGAGGUUGCCGAGCAGGGCAAAGCUGAUGAUGGGGAGCCAGCUUCUGCGCCUGCAGAAAAAGAAAAUUUAUAAUUUAAUAAGUUAGGAAAUUUGAACUCAAACUCUAGUUUUCAUGGUAAAGAUCGAAUGGCGGGACAUAUUUGUUCAUUCAUUUCUUUUUGGGUCCAUUUCGUCUAUAAUUUGAUAUUUUUCUUGUUAUAUUUUUUUCUUCUUGUAAUUGAAAUGAAACUAUAUUUGUUAUUUUGCUUGUAAGAGUUUGUGUUUACCCGCCACCCUCUGAGUAGAGAUAAAUUUAUGAUGAGUUAAAUAUCACAGGCAUUUUUACUGGUCGGGGCG
Cuscuta epithymum is the source of this 1846-nucleotide messenger RNA. The record is from the annotation of a GenBank genome assembly. Lineage: Eukaryota; Viridiplantae; Streptophyta; Magnoliopsida; Solanales; Convolvulaceae.